This is a messenger RNA of Capronia epimyces CBS 606.96, 789 nucleotides long. RefSeq lists its product as uncharacterized. The coding region runs from base 1 to 789 and encodes 262 amino acids. NCBI's taxonomy places the organism in Eukaryota, Fungi, Ascomycota, Eurotiomycetes, Chaetothyriales, Herpotrichiellaceae. The record is from RefSeq and is a predicted model, not a curated record. The transcript has 2 exons.
AUGUUCUCAUCAGGGGUGGGCCAACAAAUCGCCAUCAAGCUGGCCGAACAGGGCGUCAUCAGGCUAUUCUUGGUCGACUUGAACGACAAAGGUCUACACGAGACCAAAAAGUACGUGGAAGAAAAGUCGAGUGCCGCACAGGUCGCUCUACACCUGGCAGACGUCUCGAAUGCUUCCUCGGUCAAGGCCAUGGUCGACGAGUGCGUGAAAAUCUUCGGACGACUUGACUUUGCGGCCAACAAUGCCGGAAUUGGCUUGGGAGGCACGAGAACACAUGAAACCGACACCGCCAUGUUCGAGAAACUGUACAAGGUCAACGAGAAAGGAGUGUAUCUGUGCACCAAGUAUGAGGUGCAACAAUUCCUGAAACAGGAACCUCUGGACUACCUUCAGCCAGGAGACCGCAAGGAACGCCAGGUGCGAGGCUCGAUCGUCAACACGGCGUCCCUCUCCGGCACCGCCUCCGUGCCCACCUUGUCCUCAUACAACAGUGUCAAGCACGCCGUGGUCUCGAUGACCAAGAACGACGCCAGGCAGUACGCCCCGUCUGGCAUCCGCGUGAAUGCAGUGUCACCGGGCUUCACGCUGACCCCCAUGUUGACCGGAGGCGGAGCAGGUCUGGAUGAGGCCUUCUAUGCUGGGGCCAAAUUACAGAGUCCCAUGAACCGCAUGACCUUCCCCGAGGAAGUCGCCGAGGCGGUGGCUUUCUUGUCUGGGAGUCGGGCUUCUGCCAUCUCCGGGGUUAACCUGCACGUCGAUGCUGGUGCUUCAUUGUACCAUGUCAUUUAG